AUGACGAACCAGUUAAAAAAUAACAAUGAUGAUAAAAAAUUACGAAAAAAAGUUAAAGAAAAACAUAUAAAUAAAAAUGUCAAAUCAGAAAAAAAAAAAAAAAAGAAAAAUGAAAAUCUCUCAAUAAAGAAGAAAAAGAAGGAAGAGAAAAAAGGAAUCAAGGAAAAGAAAAACAAAAAAACAAAAUCAAAAAAGAAAAAAGUAAAAAAUACAAAAAAAAUAAAGGAUAUAAAGAAUAAAUUAAAAAAUGAAGAUGAAAAUAGUGAUGAUCAAAAUUAUGACGAUAACACUUCUGAUGACGAUGAGAUAUACGAUGACGAUAACUUAUUUAUGGAUAGCAGAUUAAAGAAAAAGAAAAAAAAGAAAACGGCAUUAAGUAACUUAACGGAAGAAGAAAAGAAUAAAAAAAAGAAAAACAAAAAAAAAAAUUGUAUUGCGGAAUUUUUAAAUUUAAAUGAAUAUGAUGAUAAUUAUGAAAAGGAGUUAUUUUCAUAUGCCAAAAAUGGUUUUAAAAAGUAUGUCAACUUUUUGAACAAUUAUAAAAAUACAAUAAAAGAAGAACAAAAUGAAAUAACAAAUAAGAGACCAAAAAAUUUGUAUGUUUGA
This is a messenger RNA of Plasmodium falciparum 3D7, 606 nucleotides long. RefSeq lists its product as uncharacterized. The record is from RefSeq and is a predicted model, not a curated record. NCBI's taxonomy places the organism in Eukaryota, Apicomplexa, Aconoidasida, Haemosporida, Plasmodiidae.